UGUGCAUCGAAGGAAGACUCUGCUUGGAAACUUCCAGUGAUCGGGUCCCACGAAUCUGCCAAUCGCCUGCGGCUUCGAUUCUCGUCCCCCACGCCAAACACAAACCACAUCGCAUAGUGAUCAUGGCGGACCCAUGUCGGAUCGUGGUUAUGGCCAGCGGAAAUGGGUCCAAUUUCCAAGCGCUGAUCGAUGCUGUUGCCUCCGGCCGGAUUCCCAACUCUAAGAUUAUGCGCCUCAUUGUCAACCGGGGGAGAGCUUACGCGACAACACGGGCGGACAUAGCUGGCAUCCCCUGGGAGUACUUCAACCUGAUUUCGCACGGGUUCCAGGCGAAGGGCGAGAGAGACGCGCUAAAGGUGCAAGAAGCCCGGGACAGGUACGACGCGGCGCUGGCCGAGAAGCUCCUGCAGGGUGACUUGAGGCCCGACCUCGUGGUUCUUGCCGGGUGGAUGUAUGUCUUUGGCAAGCACUUCCUCGACCCGAUUGAUGUGGCUGGCAUCAAGAUUAUCAACCUGCACCCCGCAUUGCCAGGAAAAUACGACGGUGCUGGUGCGAUCGAGCGUGCGUUUGAGGAUUUCAAAGCCGGCAAGCUCGAGAACAACAGGACAGGAAUCAUGGUUCACUAUGUCAUUGACAAGGUCGACCGGGGUGAGCCGAUUCUGAUCAAGGAGAUCGAAUGCCGCGAGGGCGAGGAUUUGCACCAGCUCGAGGAGAGAAUACAUUCUUACGAGCAUGAGCUGAUUGUCGAGGCCACCGGCAAGGUGGCCAAGGAGAUCCUUGACCGGAAGCGCCAGGUUCAGUAGAUACUUCUUUCUUUGGUAUUGACAAAUGGCCUCGGGCUUGAAUUCGUGUCACCAGUCGGCGCAUUGGCGAGCAAUUGGAAGAUGGUUCCUGGCUUGAAGAUCGAUAAAUCCAAGACUCGCGGGCCGCACGGUACACAUUGAAGAGUUGGCACACAAGCAACUUGGGCAUAUUUUUGAGGCGCUUAAUGUUCAGCCAGAAAUCUUAAAGUCUUUGUCAAUGUGCUGUCGAGAGUUUUGGCGGUGGAAUCGCUCAUGCUCACUCCACUCACCAGCAUGUUGCCUGGAUGCACGGGCCGCAUGGGCU
Parathielavia appendiculata is the source of this 1107-nucleotide messenger RNA. RefSeq names its product phosphoribosylglycinamide formyltransferase. NCBI's taxonomy places the organism in Eukaryota, Fungi, Ascomycota, Sordariomycetes, Sordariales, Chaetomiaceae. Gene Ontology annotation, molecular function: phosphoribosylglycinamide formyltransferase activity. Gene Ontology annotation, biological process: 'de novo' IMP biosynthetic process. The record is from RefSeq and is a predicted model, not a curated record. Gene Ontology annotation, cellular component: cytoplasm. The transcript is spliced from 3 exons. Bases 123 to 803 code for a protein of 226 amino acids.